This is a messenger RNA of Closterium sp. Naga37s-1, 1521 nucleotides long. The record is from the annotation of a GenBank genome assembly. Lineage: Eukaryota; Viridiplantae; Streptophyta; Zygnematophyceae; Desmidiales; Closteriaceae.
AUGGACGUCACGGGGCUGCGGCACCGCAUCCACGAGGCGUAUAAGAGCACUGCGGAGAUGCUGCUAUCGGCGCGCAGCGCCACGGCCUUCGCGGAGAAAGGCGUCCUCACGCCGGACGAAUUCGUCGCCGCUGGGGAUAAUCUGGUGGCCAAGUGUCCCACGUGGUCCUGGGAAGGAGCCGACCCCUCUCGACGACGAAGCUUCCUGCCUGCCGACAAGCAGUACCUCAUCACUCGCAAUGUCCCCUGUCUGAGGCGAGUGGGGGCGAUGGAGGAGGAGGUGCUGCUGGCGACAGGUGGCAGCGAGACAUUGGUUGACGCUGACGUGGAUGGGGAGGACCACGAGCCCUGGGUUGCCACGUCGAAGCUCGGCGGUGCUUCCUCAGCAGCAGCAGGUGCAGGUUUGGCACAGCAGGAGUCCCUUCCCUCCAUCGAGGCAGCAGCACCCCCAGCAGCAGGAGGAGCAGGGGAGGGUGGGGGAGCGGGAGCAGGGGAGAGAAGGGCUGGAGGAGCAGCGGCGGGAGAUGAAGAGGAGGAGGACGAUGUACCCGAUAUAGCGGAAUUCGAUGAUGUGGAUAAUGUGCUCGAUGCGGACCCUGCGGCGCUACAGCUGGGGGGAGGGGGGUACCUGGUGGCAACAGAGCCAGAGGACGACCACAUUCUGCAGACUCGCACUUACGACCUCACAAUCACAUACGACAAGUACUACCAGACUCCAAGAAUCUGGCUCUUUGGUUAUGAUGAGCAACGGCAACCCCUGGCAGCAGAGCGAGUGUUUGAGGAUGUGAGCCAAGACCAUGUCAAGAAGACGGUUACCAUUGACGACCAUCCGCACCUUCCAGGAAAGUACGCAUCGGUGCACCCAUGCAAGCAUGCAGCGGUGAUGAAGAAGAUCAUUGGAAUCAUGGCAGCCAAUGGCGUGCAGCCACGUGUCGACCAGUACCUUUUCAUAUUCCUUAAGUUCAUCUCAUCGCUGGUGCCUACUAUCGAGUAUGACUACACCAUUGAUUUCGAUAUGGGUGGUACACUGGGCGCACAUGAGGACGACGGCGAGGGAAGUGAUGAUGAGAACCACAAGUCUAGCGGUAAUGGGAGAGACGAUGCUAGUGAAAUAGAGGAAGGUGUAAAAGCAGCUACAAUCACGGAGGUUAGUGGUGGGAAUGGGGAGACAGGGGACACAUUUCCAACCUCUGAUUUGCUCCUCUCCGCCGCAACCCACGCGACCAUCAUGUCGACCAUGAAGGAAAAGCUUGGCGAUUUGGGCACGACGGCCAAGGAGAAGGCCAGCGAGGCCAAGGCCAAGGGCGGCGAGAUGCUGGGCAAGGGCAAGGCGGAAACCCAGGAGAGCGUCGACAAGGCGAAGCACCCGUUCAGCCACAGCGCGCAUGAGGCGGCGGACGCGAAGGAGGCGGCAACUAAGACGAGCGCGGAGAUGGGGAAGGAGGAGAAGGUGGCGGGCGCGCAGAUGGGCGCGGCGGGGGAGAAGGAGGCGCGCCACCUGAAACACCAGACGGGGCUCUAG